AUGCCUUUACAAUCCCUAUCUGGGUUAGAUGAGAAAGAGAUACCAAAGAAAGAAGAGAAGAAUCAGUCUUCUCCUUCUUCUCCAAAAAUAUUGUUAGACAACAAAAAAAACAUACAAAUGCAGAAAAUUCCAAAAGACAAGAUCACAAUUAUUAUACCUGAGUCCUUAAUAUUAGAUGAGAAUUGGUUACCUUUUCAGACCAUCGAUGAUAACAAUAGAGCUAGUUUCUAUAAAAAGCUUUGUCUCAGGCCACAAAAUUUAGUGAUUUAA
Messenger RNA from Dentiscutata erythropus, 270 nucleotides. NCBI's taxonomy places the organism in Eukaryota, Fungi, Glomeromycota, Glomeromycetes, Diversisporales, Gigasporaceae. The record is from the annotation of a GenBank genome assembly.